Messenger RNA from Thamnophis sirtalis, 3502 nucleotides. The record is from RefSeq and is a predicted model, not a curated record. NCBI's taxonomy places the organism in Eukaryota, Metazoa, Chordata, Lepidosauria, Squamata, Natricidae.
AUCACUCUGGCUUUGUCAAAAUGGUUAGAACAUAGUAUUUCCACUAAUGAGCACGAAGGGAUACGGUUGACAGAGAAAGGACUUCAGCUGACUGUGGUGGUGGCCCAUGGCGAGGCAUGUGAGAUUCCAUCCGCAAGGGCAGAGGUUACACUCCGGGGUCAAGAUUUCAUUUGCGUCCAUGCAAAGAACAUUAUUUGUUCUGGAGGAUGGUAUGCCAAACACCUUUCCAUCACCUUCGCUGAGAUCGUACUUCAAACGGACAAUACUCUGGAAAUUAAAGAACGACUCAAUCUGAUUUGCACCAUGGCAGAAUAUCUCCACUUGGAUCCUUCCUCACUCGCGCUCAUCUCAGUCGGAGAUUCCCUAAAUAAAUAUUUUCGGAAGCUAACCGUAUUGGCUGAAGGUCUCAGAUACAUCAACUCCACAAAAAGGCAUCAUGUUGGACUCUGUUGGCCAGUUGGCUACGGGGUGUUUGCAAUGCUGUCUGAAUUGGUGCGAGUUCUGAGGCACAAUGUUGAAUCCAACAAUCUCUCGCGGCUCCUGGGCUAUGAAAUUGUCGGCUGGAGAGUCCUUAAACAAGGCUAUGAAAAAAGGAACCCCAAGAAGAUUUGGCAGAAGAGAAAAAUGUCCACCCCAAAGCCCACAUGGAUACCAAGCCAAACGAAGAAGUCCACCGUUUUGAUAGCUGCUGUGCCAGAGACAAAGUCUGAAGCAAGUUCAUCACUUGUCAAUAAAACCACUUUCUCUGUUACCCAUCCUUACGCGGACCUCAGUACACAACCUGUAAUGGUCAAUGUGGAUUUGGAGAGCCUUCAGGUCUCCAAAUCUACCUUGUUUCAUUACCUCUCUUCUGAACUUUCGCCUUCCUUGAUGCUAAGCUCCACAGAAUUUGAGGAGAAAGGGACUUUUGAAACCCCACCAAUAUCAGAGCAUCUACUGUAUGGACCCUCACUAGAUACUGCAACACAAGGGGAUUUCCCCACGACUCAAAAAUCUGAGCCGAAGUAUAAUUCCACGUUCUAUUACUUCAGCUUGUUCAUACCUAUGACCAAAAAUUAUUUCUCCAACUCUGUUGGCCAUCCAAGGGACAUUUUAUCAGAAGAAAUGCCUUCUACCCCAUCGUCUCCAGAACCUCUCUCAGGAGAAUUAAGAAAUCUAAGUGACCAUAGCCCGUUCAUUCAUCGAACGAUGUCUGGAUUUAAAUUUGGAGAGAUCAUUUCUAUAAUCGAACUUUCUCUGCCUUCCAUGGCAACCUUAGCAUAUUUAAGGAUAUCAUGGUCAUCUUCUGAACUGUCAUUCUCUAGUGAUGCAAUCUCUCUGAUUUUCCUACAUGAUAGCUAUUGGAAUCCAAAAUUACUUAAUGUCGACAGUUCUGUGUCAGAUACUUUUAUGACAUUAACACCGAUAAAGCAGACGGACCUUUCCGAAUGGAUCAAAAGCUCCAUCUUGACCAACACCCCAUCUAUAUUUGAUGCUCUCGUUACAGAUUUUCACCCCAAACUUGGUUCUCUACCCAAUGCAUGCCCAUCAACUCAAUUGUAUUGCUGGGAUAAUGUUCCAACUUCAUCAAAACGUUCCACAGAUAGGUUGAACAACAACACUUUAUUCUCCAGUAAAACUCUACUAACAUUUAGCCUCCUGACUAAAACAAUUAGCAACCCCGUGCUUUCCCCUUCUUUCUCAUCAGUUUCAGUGGAAUUGACAUUAUUGUUUGGAUCUGGUAAUAUAUUCCCUAUGGAAAAAUUGCCCGACAGAAGACAGGUUAGCUCAGAUGGAAUGAACCCCGGUGAAUCUUUUGCAACUAUUCCAUUGACCUACAGAUUUGUUACGACAGGAAACAGUGUCUUAGUAGUUACGAAAACUGAAAUGGACACCUCCCUUCGGAUAAAAGGAACAACUCUGUUUUAUAUCACAACAUCCAGUGCUGUUAUCUUAAGCAGCGGAUUCCUUCGUCAAGGAGAGAGAUCUCAUAGAAAAAGCCAGGCACUGGAAUGGCUCUCUUGCGGAUCUAUAUGGAUUACUCCCCCUCUAGAACUUGCUCAUACCUCCAGUUUUCAUUUUUCUACAAAUCAGUGUGACUCUAUCCACAAUUUAGUUCGAACGCCAGUGAUAGAAUCCGAUGCUUUGCCAUUGGAUACCAACGAUUUAAGUUUGGGAAGCUCGUUUGGAACCAAAACGAAUGUCCAAAUUACAAAGGAUGUUGUCUCAAAAUCGAAAGAAGCGGUCAUUGUUUUCAGCCACAUAGGAGUAUCUGUGGAGAAUGGACUUCCUGCCACUACUCUGUACCAGAAAACACAAGGUCAGCCAAACACUCCUCCCAGAGUCAUUCACGUCAUUAAGUGGAUCGCAGCCACGGUCGGGCACGAGUUCUCGUUUUUAAUACCGCCAGAAACAUUUCAUGACCAAGAAGACGGGGAUUCAACUCAGCUGACCCUCGGAAUGAUCCCCGUCGACGGCUCCCCGACAGAUCUGGAAAGCUGGUUACAAUUUAACGCCCGGGAUCGAAGUAUGUAUGGUUAUCCGCUUGCUGCUGAUUUCCAGUAUUCCCCUCAAGAGUUUGUACUCUUUGCCACAGACUCGGGAGGAUUAAAGACCGAAGAUAAAUUCGUCGUACAAAUAUUCAAGCCAGCUAUUAUCCCGUGCCACGUUUAUACGGUCAUCGCGACAAAUAGCUACCACUCGUUCCUAAAAAACAGAACAAGGAUUCACUUCUUUUUCAAGAAACUUUCCGAUUAUUUGUUGGCGGAGAGCCCUGCGGAUGUGGUUCUGCUUCAUCUCAAAACUGGGUCCGCCGUGUUCACGUGGUACAACAAAUCGUUGUGCCCAAAGACUGAGGAAUGUGCAAGAGAUGACAUCCAGCAUGUGCUCACCAAACUAGGAAGGCCCGGGGAAGACGUCCAUCCAGAUUUCGCGGAAGCCAUGUUGCCAGAAUUCAAAAUCGAACAGAUCGGAGAAGUGGCGUAUGCUGGGAUUUGCUCGUCCGCGACAAACCCAACGAACGAGUCUGAAGUGUUCAACAGGACUGUCACUGGAUUUAACGGCGGCAACUGUUGGAUAACAAACGCUCUCACGGCCUUGUUAAUUGCUGUAUGUUCCACAACUUUAGUGUUCCUAAUUGUUGUCCAUUGUCAGAAGUAUCACAAGAAAACGUUUCAACCACUGUGUUCACUUUCCUGUGGCCACAUUGACUUCAAUAUGGACAUGCCGACAUUGCGCCAAUCUCCUCCAUUGGAACAGGAUGUUCCUCCAUUAACUCGGUUACCGUUACCCGUGUCAAUGGGUUUCCAACAGCGUUCCUUCAGGCCGCAUCAAGCUCUGGUGAUCACAAGGCUUCCAUCCCCUCCAAAAUAUAGACUUCCGCCAUUGUAUGGAAGACAGGAUCCCGGAUGACCCCACUCACUCGUUCCAAUACAAGUCUGUUCUCAUUUAUUUAUUAAAGUUAUAUGCUGCUCUGUCUCGUGAUCCAAAGCGAGUCUAUAUAAAAGUCUAUCUGGAAUCUGUA